AAGUUGCGAAGGGAUGGAUGAAUGGGGAGUUGUAGCUCUACUUACUGCAGUUCAAACUCUAUGCCUUCUUUAACUCAGAUAUGACUCAGCUUAAAAGCAUUUGGAGUAAUGGUGGUCUAAGGGUGAAACCAUAUUCCUGUAUUCUUCCCUAGUAAAAAUACAAUACUAAACCAAGUUCAGUCCUAUAUUCCUUCAAGUGUAAAGUAUAUCUGAAUGCUAAUAUCGCUGAUAUUAUGGAAGCUACUGCUCAAAAAAUAAAUGUAGAAUUCAGUUUUAGCACAUUACAGUUAGGGGGUUUUGAGGUUUUGGAAGAUUCACUGUGGCAGCUGUUAGUGUCACAAGGUGGUCACAAAGUGACUAAUGUUUAACAAGUGAGUAUGUUGAUUUUAAAUCUCCAGAGUAACACUCAAACACGCCCUACUUUAACAUACUGUACCUCAGGAAAGGUGACUAAAAUCUCUUAUCUUUUAUCUUUUGCGCAAAAUCAUUAAACCAGACCUGAAGACAGAUAUUGAGUGCACAGUGCUGACCUUUUGGAGUUUUUGAUAAUGCCCAACAAAGCCCAGGAGGAUGCUGUGAUCAAUCUAAAGACGCUGCAGGAGAUUUCCAGGCAGCUUGGUUUUGAGUGGACAGUUUUGGCAUAUGAGCUUGGCUUCAACAGAACUGAGAUAGGACGCUUCCACGCCAGCUCUACAGAGAAGAGUGUCCAGGCCAAGGCCAUGCUGGAAAGCUGGUACGAGAAGUCAUGGGACAAGCCAAAUAAGACCAAGCUGCUGCAAGACGGACUGGAACGAGCUGGCAGACGGGACCUGGCUGAGAGACUGCAUUGCCUUCACUGGGGUCACCAGAAACUGAGUCAAAGGGUGGAGCUUCCCUCUGCCUUCCCCUUCCUCAUCACAGUCCACAGGACCAUCGACAACCGAGACGCACUACGUAAAAUCAACGACCUAAGUCGUAGAUUCACUUAAACCUGGGUGAAAACGCAAGUAGCUGUGGCUAUGUCUGUAAUUUGUGUUCUACAUGUGCAUAUGUGAUACUGCAAAGAAGCAAAUGGACUCAGAGUCAAUUAACCAACAAAUCAUGAUAUAUGCUACUUUUUGUAGUGCAAGAAAUUAAAGCUUUGCAAUAAG
Maylandia zebra (zebra mbuna) is the source of this 1130-nucleotide messenger RNA. RefSeq lists its product as uncharacterized. Lineage: Eukaryota; Metazoa; Chordata; Actinopteri; Cichliformes; Cichlidae. Gene Ontology annotation, biological process: signal transduction. Gene Ontology annotation, molecular function: protein binding. The record is from RefSeq and is a predicted model, not a curated record.